UUUUUGCUAAAGCGUUUGUAAGGAGAACGUCGGCUACCGCGCGGAUCUGCAGAGAGAGACGAUUGGUCGAGUAACGAAAACUGAAGAAGCUUAUCGAAGCUAUUUUUCAUUACAUUACAUUAUUUCAUUAUUGGCUUUGCAUCUUAUUCGUUCGUCAGUUGGUAAUUUUAUACUUUGGACGAAAUAAGUGACAUCCUAUUUCUUGCCAAUUCACCCCCAAGUGCAGUGAGAAACUCUAACCAAAAACAAUACUGGAAAUCUUUUCGACGCUUCAGUUCGAAGGCGGUUGGCGCCAGCGGAGAGGCCCUGCCAGCUACGGCCAGCGUUCACAAAGUGCAGCCAAAGCGCGGCCCUGAACUGUGAAACGCCCGGCGCCUGCAGCAGCCAACGGUUCCUUCGAGGGACACGCGGCAAAAAUACAGUAUGGACAACGAUAUUGCUAAAGUUAAGAAGAAGAUCCGAAGAAUAGAAAGAGAAGCCGCAAUUACAGAACAAUUAAAUAGGCGUGUUGCCGAAAAUAUCCCUGAAAUCGAAGACGGUAUUCAAAAUCUUGAAUCCAUUGAUGACAAACUUUUGGAACAAGCAACUCGUGAUACUGUGAAACAUCUUAUUAAAGAACGAGACGAUAAAAGACAGCGACAAGAACAAAGACAAAAUGAACGUAUUGAAAAGGAAAUUCAAGCUCUAAAACGGCAAAAGGCGUUGGAAAUAUUAAAGCAAGAAUGGGAAAGGCAACAGGAAGAAAAGAAGAUUCUCGAGGCGUUGGAGGAAGAAGAAUUGAAAGGCAAAAAGAAAGGGAAGAGUUCAAAGUCCCGGUUAAAAAGUCGUUCAAAAAGCCGCUCAAAGAGCCGGUCAAAGAGUCGCUCAAAAAGUCGUUCAAAAAGUGCAUCGAAAGGUCAAAAAAGCCGUGAGAAGGAAUUGAAACGAAAUAAGGAAUCCAAAGAAGAACCUAAAAGAUUUUCUAAAACGAAACCUGAAUCAGGCAGGGAGUCUAGAAAAGAGUCUAAUGAAUCGAACAGAGAUUCCACAAGAGAAUCUAGAAAGGACUCUAGACGACCAUCUAAAAGACGAUCUAAGAGGGAAUCUCGGAAACUAUCCAGAAAGAGCUCUAGAAAGGGAUCGAACAUAGAAUCUCUAUCAGAAUCUAAAAGAGAGGAAGAAUCUGAACCUAAAGACCUACCCUUUCCAGACUGUUACUCCGAAAAUGAAUUGAAUAGGCGUUUGGGAGAAGUCAUGAAUACAUUGGAGGACCCGGACACCAAUGUGCCGUCAGCUCCUGCGGAGAGAUGGACGGACGAGCAGUGGGACGAAUGGCUAGAGAAAUGCGACCGAAGGUCUCUUUUCACGGAAUUACGUGAACGCGUAGAUGAGGAGGAAGUAUCCGAGAUGGACUACUUUCUGAAUGCCAUUGAUAUACAUGAAACUCUAGAAAAAAAUACCAAAACUACGGAUGAGUAUUUUAUUCAGACCUAUCUGAAACGUGAACCAGUGGAGGAUUUUGAAAGUGAUAUCACCAGCAAUAUUUUCUCGACAGACUUGGAAAAAGAGAUAAUUCAAGAUUCGACUAAAACUAAAUUUCCUUUGACAUACGUUACAAAAAAGCAACACAUUCUCGAUAAGGAGCAAAAUUUGGCCCAAGAAAAAAGUAAAGUUGAAGAAGACCUUGAAAGACGCCUCAGAAGCCUUCAAGAAAUUAAGAGACAUAUGGAUCUAGAAAAACAAGCAUUUACUUGCCAUAAGGACGAACGAGAUUAUCGUAAAAAGCUUCAACGUGAUCAUAUUGCUAAAAGAAUUUUUCAAGAUCUUGGUGUUAAUAUUGCAAAUAUGUCAGAAAGCAGCAACAGUGUGAUCGACCGUUAUAUAAAAAUGCAGAAACAGAAACAGAACUGUGAACAUCGGCAAAUACAGCGACGUAUUGAAAUUCUGAAACGACUAUUGGCAGAAGAAAAAAAGAAACAUUCUUUGAACAAAGUGCCUGAAUGGGGAAGUCCUCAACUGAAGAUUCUAAAACUGAUCAACACUAGUGAUAUAAACUAUAUUGCAGCAAUUUCUAAACUGGAAAAAAGUUUACUAAAUGAAAUAAUAGCAGGUUUUGAUUUUGAAAGAAGAUCAAAAAGAAAAGCAGCUGAGAAAGAAUUAAAAAUAUCUGAAUCUGAUAUGAAACAUACAGUCAAAAAUAUUAUUGAAGAAUGUAUGGAUGUUAUUACUGAACAUUUUAGAUUUGAACCCAGACACUACAUAUAUAUUCCAUCUAAAAGUGUUGUUUCCAUAAAAGUGACUUUUCUACCACUUCCAUCAGGCCUUUAUACUGAAGAAUACUUCGUCCAUUUUGAAGACAUUGAUAGAAAUAGUGUGAACAAGAAAAAUUGGAGACAUCAGACACUCCCUUGUAUUUUUUUGUAA
This is a messenger RNA of Gryllus bimaculatus (two-spotted cricket), 2403 nucleotides long. NCBI's taxonomy places the organism in Eukaryota, Metazoa, Arthropoda, Insecta, Orthoptera, Gryllidae. The record is from the annotation of a GenBank genome assembly.